Molecule: messenger RNA, 2002 nt
Organism: Sorghum bicolor (sorghum)
Lineage: Eukaryota; Viridiplantae; Streptophyta; Magnoliopsida; Poales; Poaceae
Product: dCTP pyrophosphatase 1
Exons: 2
Coding region: 1143-1583 (146 amino acids)
Biological process (GO): nucleoside triphosphate catabolic process
Molecular function (GO): nucleoside triphosphate diphosphatase activity
Source: RefSeq, a predicted model, not a curated record
UGAUUGGACAAUAUUUAUCAAAUACAAACGAAAGUGCUACGGUGUACAUUUUGCAAAAGCUUUUGCAACUAAACAAGGCCCAAGUCUAGACAAAUAAUUUGGUUCUAUGAUAUGGGAUUUGCAGCUCACAUUGUUUAAGGUGCCAAAAUUAUAGAUGUUAAUUAUAUAUGUUUUGUGUCAAAUGGCUACUCAUGUUUCAUUUGUGUUGUACAUGGACAUGCGAGGGUGAAUGAAUAUGCUGUGUUCUUCAGGCUAUAAAUUUAAACCUAAGUUUCUUAUUGUAUGAAAAAUUGAUUAGUGCAAAAACUAACUACAAUUUAUUAUGCCAUGUGCCUCUUUUUUCAUCACAUUUUUAGUCCAUCCAUUUUUUGUCUAAUACCUUCUGAAGUUGUUUGUUGGUUGACCUAAAGUAAUGUUUAAUUAAUGUUUCAUGGUUUACUAUGAUUUGAAAGGGGGGGGGGGAAGCUAUAUUCUUGUUUGGUUUACUUUGGUUUGAAGGGAAAAAAGCUAUAUUCUCUUAUCUAAUCUACAUGUUGAAAUAUGUGCGCAUGAGUAUCUAAGCAAUCCACCCAAAGCAAUACGUUAGGUAGGAGAGAUUGUUUUUCUUUUUUUGUGAAUUUAUAGUAUAAUUACAGGAAAAAUAAAAAUAAAAUGUAUAAACUUUAGUUUUUUAAACCUUUUGUUAGUUAUGGAGCAUGUUCAGGUUUUCUCCAAACCUUUCCACUGGUAGUUUAGCAGCUUAUAUAAGGAAAUGACCUAUAGUAGUUAGCACUUGGUUUUAGUUUCUUUGGAGAAUAUGAAAUAAAUCUGAACAAUGCAUACUCUUUGUGUCCCAAAAUAGUUGACAUUUAGCUAUGAAUCUGGACAAUUUUGGGACAAAGGGAGUAGAACAGAUGCUUCUUCACUAAUAUAUUAACCUAGAAAUGCCAUAACGCAUCCACCACCCAGUCCCCCAGAGACUGCAACAGUAAAACAGACAAAACAACAAAUCUUCAAUACGGCCGUCCUGCGUAUCCUGGGAGAAGAUGCCAAUACACAUCCUGUUGCUAUCGUUCUCUUUCUGUUGUCUUUUCAUUAUUAGAUUAUCCAAAUCAAUAGUUUCAAUGAGCUGGACUUAAGCAGGAUCCCACUCGCUGCACCAGAUGCCAAUUGGUUUCUGCUACUUCUGUACUCUUUUGUUGUGGUGGGGACUAACAAAAAGUUAUAUACAGCACCCUUUCUUUCCAAGUGUUGCCCAGCUAGGAGAUGCCCAUAAUGGGCAAUGUGUAGGGGAGGUGGGGGAGCUGUCUGAGAUAUUCCAAUGGAAAGGGGAGGUGCCCAAGGGGCUGCCAGGCUGGGACGAUAACGAGAAGGAGCACUUGGGCGAGGAACUCGCCGAUGUGCUCCUCUAUCUGGUGCGGCUGUCAGACAUGUGCGGCGUCGACCUCGGCAAGGCUGCCCUGCGCAAGAUGGAGAUCAAUGCCCGCAAAUACCCAGUUGGGCAGUGCAAGGGUUCAUCCAAGAAGCACACUCACUACGGCUCCACUAACAAUGUUAGCGACAAUGCUAACACCGUGAACAAGGAGAACAGCAAUGGCGUCUAAAACGACUCGGAGCUCCUUGAAUGAUAGUUUGGCUGGUCGGACAUGAUCUAGGUUAUGUGCUGAUGAAAUAGGGAUGCUCUAUUUUGGUGGUAAAGGAACAAGUCUGUGGGUUCAAGUUUCACUAUAUAUUAGAUGCCUAAUGAACCAAGUGUUAACCACAAAUCUUCGUAGGCUGUAGUUCCCCUUAUAUUCUAAUUGAACUGGCAUUUUGCUUCUGCUGUUUCAGUUAUGCAGCUGAGUAGUAUGAUGCGAAAGCAAAGCUGACCAUAUUUACUUGGUGUAGUGCUAGUAUUGAGUACUGACACUACUUUAUGAUGCAAAGCGACUUUCUGACAAUGCAAAGUUGUCAGUGUAGUCUAUGAGCCGGUGUUGGACUGUCGGUGAUUGGUGAAUGUCUUUGACGCUCUAGUCCUUUAUCA